Messenger RNA from Wyeomyia smithii (pitcher-plant mosquito), 4654 nucleotides. It is a transcript of the gene Sf3b1, whose product is annotated as splicing factor 3B subunit 1. Gene Ontology annotation, molecular function: mRNA binding. The record is from RefSeq and is a predicted model, not a curated record. The coding region runs from base 1094 to 4588 and encodes 1164 amino acids. Gene Ontology annotation, cellular component: U2 snRNP; U2-type prespliceosome; U12-type spliceosomal complex. NCBI's taxonomy places the organism in Eukaryota, Metazoa, Arthropoda, Insecta, Diptera, Culicidae. The transcript is spliced from 5 exons. Gene Ontology annotation, biological process: spliceosomal complex assembly.
AUAAAGAUUAUGACCCUUUCGCGGAUAGGCGGCGGCCAACGGUUGGGGAAAAGGAGGAUGAGUACCGACAGAAGCGACGACGCUUGGUUAUUUCCCCGGAACGUAUUGAUCCUUUUGCUGACGGUAAGUUCCUGAUACUUCUUCGAGUUAGUUUUUAGAUAUUUAUGUAAUUGUUAGUUUGUUUAAUUUUAAUUGUCAAAAGAAGCCAUUACAAAAAAGAUCGUUAUGAUUAUUCACAUCAUGAAGGAAAUCUUAGUAUUGAAGGUUACAAUUUGUAACUAUUAGACAAUGAACAUAGCGUUCGAGUUUGUGGUGGUUUCAAAGCAAUAGUGGUAACCCAGAAGUUCGAUAGAUACUAUAGUGAAACUUAAACUAUUGUUCUUCUGUGUUACCAUUAAAAAAUCAAUUGAGUUUUUUGGAGUGAGAAAGCAUUCGAAUGGCCGUGAAUCAACAAAGAUUCAUAGAAUGAAUGGUGAUGGCAAUGAGGUUCUGAAAAUAGUAAGCGCAAAUUAUGGAGAAAUCACUUUCGACAAAUACCGCUCAUUGUUUCUUCUGUUGCGCCAGUUCUGACUAUACUCGAAUCCCAGUAUUGUGCUAUCUCUUUAUUAACGUAAACCACUUACCACGCAGGUUGCGGACAUCAUCCGUGUCAGUAUGAGACCGCCGAUGAGGAAGGCUCUCAGUUUAUCAGGUUAAUAUUAGCCCGAUUUCAGACUUGCUUGUUUCGUUUGGCGUUUCGUUUUAAUUUAGUCUUUCACACAUGUCGCCGAACCAGACAGGCCAGUACCUAUUGAAUAAGGGCAAUAAAGGUUGUGCGAGUGGCGAAUGAGUGUGUUUAUCAACCAGAAAACAGAAAACUAUUAAUCACAGAGAUUUUUUUAGGAACCCUCUCUCAAAUACUCCAAAAACCAAUAAAAGCCAUGCCGCGGACAUUUUUCUGCAUCGUCUUGUAGCCUUAAUUAAACAAUAGUUUAUACAGUAUUAGACAAAUUUAAUUUUGCGACAGAGCAGAAAAAAUGUUCCGGGCACAGAGGAUCUGGCUGGAGCACGCGGUAAAACUCCAGACAUUGGCUCCCGUUCCUAUACGGAGAUAAUGCGCGAACAGAUGCUUAAAGGGGAAGAAGUUGAGCUUCGCAAGAAAAUCCAGGAAAAGGCAAAAGAUGGUACCCUGAAGGUGAACAGCAGUAACAGCGCCAGUAAUGGAGACGCAACGAGUAAGAUGCCAUUAGCCGAACCGAAAAAGCGUGGUCGAUGGGAUCAAACCGUGGAGGAAUCCUUCGUUCCUCCGAAAAAGCUCUCUGUUCCUGCUACCCCCACAUGGGGGGACGCCGAAAAAACUCCUGCCGAUCAUCGGUGGGACGAGACGCCUGGUCAUAAAGGUAGCGAAACGCCAGGGGCAACUCCAAGUGUUCGUAUCUGGGACGCAACUCCGGCGCACUCUGGAGCUACUCCGGGACGCGAAACACCAGCGGAAAAGUCUACCCGUCGCAACCGCUGGGAUGAGACACCGAAAACGGAACGUGAGACGCCCGGUCAUUCAUGGGCUGAAACACCGCGUGCCGAUCGUGGACCAACAGACAGCGUUAUGGAAAGCACUACACCAGCGUCUAAGCGACGGUCCCGUUGGGAUGAGACACCGUCGAAUGCGACUCCGUCGGCGAUGACACCGUCCAUAGCAAUGACGCCAACGCCACAUGCUACCCCGGGCCAUGCUACUCCAUUGCUGACUCCCGGAGGGACGACUCCAAUCGGUCACAAAGCGAUGACCAUGGCUACACCAACACCCGGUCAUCUUGCUUCAAUGACACCGGAACAGCUGCAAGCAUACCGCUGGGAAAAAGAAAUCGAUGAAAGAAAUCGGCCGUUUAGCGACGAAGAAUUGGAUGCAAUGUUCCCGCCUGGAUACAAAAUAUUGCCGCCUCCUGCGGGAUACAUUCCGAUUCGAACACCUGGACGAAAACUAACUGCGACACCUACACCGAUGGCAGGCACACCAGCCGGAUUUUUCAUUCAAGCCGAGGAUAAAAGUGCUAAAUUUAUCGAUAAUCAACCUAAAGGUAACCUUCCAUUUAUGAAACCAGAAGAUGCACAGUACUUUGACAAGCUGUUAGUCGAAGUGGAUGAAGAUGCGCUUAGUCCGGAAGAACAAAAGGAACGUAAAAUCAUGAAGCUGCUUCUGAAAAUUAAGAACGGCACACCGCCUAUGAGAAAAGCUGCUCUGCGCCAAAUUACGGAUAAAGCAAGAGAGUUUGGAGCUGGACCUUUGUUCAAUCAAAUUCUCCCUCUGCUUAUGAGUCCUACGCUCGAAGAUCAAGAACGUCAUUUGCUGGUUAAGGUUAUCGAUCGCAUUCUAUACAAGUUAGACGAUUUGGUACGUCCUUAUGUCCACAAAAUUCUGGUUGUCAUUGAACCUCUGUUAAUCGAUGAAGAUUACUAUGCUCGAGUGGAAGGUCGUGAAAUCAUUUCCAAUUUAGCAAAGGCAGCUGGUUUAGCAACCAUGAUUUCAACAAUGCGUCCUGACAUCGACAAUAUCGACGAGUACGUACGAAAUACCACGGCCCGUGCUUUCGCUGUCGUUGCCUCUGCCCUCGGCAUCCCGUCGCUGCUGCCUUUCCUGAAAGCUGUAUGCAAGAGUAAGAAGUCUUGGCAAGCUCGUCAUACUGGUAUUAAAAUUGUACAGCAAAUCGCCAUCUUGAUGGGUUGCGCCAUUUUGCCACAUCUAAAAUCCCUGGUGGAAAUUAUUGAGCACGGAUUGGUGGAUGAACAGCAGAAAGUACGAACGAUUACUGCGUUAGCUUUGGCUGCACUUGCUGAAGCCGCCACACCGUACGGUAUCGAAUCGUUCGAUUCCGUUCUCAAACCCCUAUGGAAGGGUAUCCGAACACAUCGUGGAAAAGGUUUGGCUGCUUUCUUGAAAGCCAUCGGCUACUUGAUUCCGCUAAUGGACGCCGAAUAUGCCAAUUACUACACCCGAGAAGUGAUGUUGAUUCUGAUCCGAGAAUUCCAGUCGCCGGACGAAGAAAUGAAAAAGAUCGUGUUAAAAGUCGUUAAACAGUGCUGCGCAACAGACGGUGUAGAAGCGCAGUACAUUAAGGAGGAAAUCUUGCCACACUUUUUCAAACAUUUCUGGAAUCAUCGAAUGGCAUUGGACAGACGUAACUAUCGGCAGCUUGUGGAUACAACGGUCGAGAUUGCGAAUAAAGUGGGUGCUUCGGAAAUCAUCAAUCGAGUGGUUGACGAUCUUAAGGAUGAAAAUGAGCAGUAUCGCAAAAUGGUGAUGGAAACCAUCGAGAAGAUAAUGGGAAAUCUCGGAGCGGCAGAUAUUGACUCUCGACUGGAAGAACAGUUGAUCGAUGGAAUUCUAUAUGCGUUCCAAGAGCAGACGACUGAGGAUGUGGUUAUGUUGAACGGAUUUGGUACGAUUGUAAAUCAGCUUAGCAAGCGUGUCAAACCUUAUUUGCCUCAGAUUUGCGGUACAAUCCUGUGGCGAUUGAACAACAAGUCAGCUAAAGUUCGUCAGCAGGCUGCCGAUUUGAUCUCCCGUAUUGCAGUGGUUAUGAAAACCUGCCAGGAAGAAAAAUUGAUGGGUCAUCUGGGUGUUGUUCUGUACGAAUAUCUAGGAGAAGAGUACCCUGAAGUGCUGGGUUCUAUAUUGGGAGCGUUGAAAGCUAUUGUCAAUGUAAUCGGUAUGACCAAGAUGACUCCACCGAUCAAGGAUCUAUUGCCGCGAUUGACCCCUAUUCUGAAGAAUCGUCACGAAAAGGUACAGGAAAAUUGUAUUGAUCUUGUCGGUCGUAUUGCCGAUCGUGGACCAGAAUAUGUUUCCGCUCGAGAAUGGAUGCGAAUCUGUUUCGAGCUUCUGGAAUUACUAAAAGCUCACAAAAAAGCAAUUCGGCGAGCAACGGUCAACACUUUUGGUUACAUUGCAAAAGCGAUUGGUCCACAUGAUGUGCUGGCGACACUUUUAAACAAUCUGAAAGUGCAGGAGCGACAAAACCGGGUGUGUACGACGGUCGCUAUUGCCAUCGUAGCGGAAACGUGUCGCCCGUUUACCGUUUUACCUGCGCUGAUGAACGAGUAUCGUGUACCAGAGUUGAAUGUUCAAAAUGGUGUUUUGAAAUCACUAUCAUUUUUGUUCGAGUACAUCGGAGAGAUGGGUAAAGAUUAUAUCUAUGCCAUUUGUCCACUGCUGGAGGAUGCACUAAUGGACCGAGAUUUAGUGCACAGACAGACUGCUUGUGCUGCAAUCAAGCAUAUGGCAUUGGGGGUUUACGGUUUCGGUUGUGAGGAUGCACUGAUUCAUCUGCUCAACUAUGUUUGGCCGAAUAUUUUCGAAACUUCACCGCAUUUAGUUCAGGCUUUCAUGGAUGCCGUCGAAGGUCUGCGGGUCGCACUUGGGCCGAUCAAAAUUUUGCAAUACACCUUGCAAGGCCUGUUUCACCCAGCACGCAAAGUAAGAGAUGUUUACUGGAAGAUCUACAAUUCGCUUUACAUCGGCGCCCAGGAUGCACUUAUCGUGGGCUAUCCUCGCAUUACGAACGACCCUCAGAAUCCUUACAUCCGGUAUGAGCUGGACUAUAACCUUUAAGAUGGAACUAAGUAAGAACAACACAUAUUCUUGAAAUAUCAUAAUACAAUAUCUGUAGCACGUUGA